Triticum aestivum (bread wheat) is the source of this 1308-nucleotide messenger RNA. Its product is annotated as translation initiation factor eIF-2B subunit alpha-like. The coding region runs from base 190 to 1131 and encodes 313 amino acids. Lineage: Eukaryota; Viridiplantae; Streptophyta; Magnoliopsida; Poales; Poaceae. Gene Ontology annotation, biological process: translational initiation. The transcript has 3 exons. Gene Ontology annotation, cellular component: eukaryotic translation initiation factor 2B complex. Gene Ontology annotation, molecular function: guanyl-nucleotide exchange factor activity; translation initiation factor activity. The record is from RefSeq and is a predicted model, not a curated record.
CGAACCGGAGCAGAAGGAUUCACAACUCGAACGCAAAACUUGUCACGAUGGAAACCACGAUGGCGUAAUCAGAUCGAUCGUCGUCCACGAUGGAAAUCAUGGCUCCUCUCCCUAAAUCCUUUAGCUGCACCAAUAACCGCUGCUUCCCUGCAAGAUCGUGGUACUGCUUCUACCUCCGCCGCGUCGACAAUGGCCGAGACGGAGACGCCAAGAAUCGCUGGGUGCUUCGGCCGGUGGAAGAAAGAGGGGACCGACGAGGCCGUGGCGGCGGUCAUGGCGCUCGUCGAUGCCGUCCGGUCCAGCAAGGCCGACACCAUGUCGCGGCUCCAAGCCGAGAUCAAGGCGGCCGCGGAGGAGCUCAAGUGCCUGGAUAGCGAGCCGUACGGCGCGCUCUCGGCGGCCUGCGACAUGUUCGUCCGGUACGUGCGGCGCGGCGGUGCCGUUGCCGUCGCCGAUGAUCAGCCCGCCCAGUUCCCCGCCCUCAAACGCCGCUUGGUCAGCCGCGCCACCAGGUUCGGGGACAUCUGCCGAGGCGCGCGCGGGACCAUCGCGACGCUCUGCCAGGACUUCUUGCUGGACGGCUGCACCGUGCUGGUGCACGGCCACUCGCCGCCCGUGCUCGACGCUCUCCGGCUGGCCGGCACCAGCGGCAAGCGCCUCCUAGUCCUAUGCACCGAGGGUAGGCCGGACGGCGCGGGGCUGAGGCUGGCCGGGGAGCUCGCGGCGGCCGGGGUGCCGGCGAGGGUCCUGCUCGACUCGGCGGUGGCCUACUCGAUGGCCCAGGUUGACGUGGUGCUGGUAGGAGCCGACUUGGUCACCGAGACCGGCGGCGUGGUCGGCGCCGUUGGCACGUACCAGGUCGCCCUGGUGGCUCGCGCCAUGGGCAAGCCUGUCUAUGUGGCAGCAGAGAGCUACAAGUUCGCGAGGCUGUAUCCUCUGGGACAGAAAGACAUCGAGCAGGGCGGUGGCCGAGACGUGGGCUUCGGCGACGUGCCUGUGCCGGCCGGCGUGGACGUCGAGGCGCCGGCGAGGGACUACACCCAGUCCAAGUACCUGGAGCUUCUGAUCACAGACCUCGGCGUGCUCCAGCCGGCGGCCGUUGGAGACGUGCUCCUCCAGCUCUCCAUGUGAUUGCGAUUGAACGCCAUUUUGGUUUACUGGAAAAAGCCCCCGUGCGUUACAACAGAAGAAAGAAAUAUACCGAUUAGGACAUAUUCGGCAGAUAUUUGUCUUUUAAUCUUUUUGAUUUGAUUCACGAUUUUUUCAUCCAGUUUUUCCUAAACCCCCUCUUUUCACGCAUUGUCGAUA